Messenger RNA from Drosophila pseudoobscura, 1174 nucleotides. RefSeq lists its product as uncharacterized. The record is from RefSeq and is a predicted model, not a curated record. Lineage: Eukaryota; Metazoa; Arthropoda; Insecta; Diptera; Drosophilidae. The transcript is spliced from 5 exons. Bases 248 to 529 code for a protein of 93 amino acids.
GCAACCAUCUGUGGUAGACGUCCAUGAGGUCCGAUUCUCAGUGCCUUGUUCCAGCGACACAACCGAUCCGCUUCCAGUGGCUACAAUGUGAAGCCCCUUCAGACGCAGAUUAUGGAGUCUGCAGCGUGGGAUGUACUUGUAAAAAGUGUUCCGUUUCUAGCCGGCGGUGCGCAACUGUAAACAAGAGUAAAUACUUCCAGCAUCGCAGCAUCACGGCAUCAGAGCAUCGUACUGUGGCGUAUCAUCCAUGUACCCCAGACCUUGGGGCCAUAUUGGGGUCUGCCACGAACAGGGCAUUGUACAGCAAAGGACAUUGCAAAGGAAGGAAGGAGUAUUCGCAGGACGAAGAGAGGGAUGCGUCAUAGAUAUACAGCAACCUAGCACGUUCCCCAGCUUUCUCAUCUAUAAAUCUUCACGUAUCAAAAUUGAUCUGAGUAAAUAUGUUUUCAUUGAAAGCUGUAGAGAAAGGGAACCAAAUGAACUACGAAUUGAUGGUCUAUAUGGAAAAGGAUAUAGAGGAAUGGGAUAAGGGUAUUGUUGCAGCCGUCAAAAGGGGCAAUUUCUGGAUGAAACUGUCCAUUGAGCGCUAUAAUGUCGUAAAGACUUAUUUUCAUUCGGAGUUCGUUGACGUGCCCGGGUCUGGGUCUGUCUCUGUCUCUGCAGACGACUUGGAGGAGUACGAGGACUUCAGCGACGAGCUGAAGCGCCUGUUCCUGCCGGACGGCGAACCAAAGCUAAUGGAAUAUAAGAUCCAAUACGAUAUCAUCAAGUCGCCGAAAAAGUGUCAGUACAAGGCGUCAACGAAGCGUCGUUUCCGCAAGAAAACCAACAAAACAGUGAUCGAUGAGUUGUUGGAAAUCAGAAAUGCGCUCUGUUCCCCUCAGCUUGCUUUAGUUAGCAAGGAAUUCAAGGUCUCCUAUCCAACAGAAGAGAAGGAUCCACUGGAAUUGGUACCAGAAGAAGUCAUAAAGGAAUCAAUCUUUUUCUAUGAAGCUCCUUUAAACAGAUCCCGCAGGCGUAGUUGUAAAGUGAAGUACUACUGAAGACAGCUCUGAUAUUCUGAAAAAUUGUAUCCAAAUUCUGGCUGUGGGUUUUGUACUGGACUGCGCCCUGAAUGCAAAUAAAAAUAGUGUACCUUCACCCCCUUCGGUUGGUCAUUGAACUGAUUGCCAAA